This is a messenger RNA of Glarea lozoyensis ATCC 20868, 387 nucleotides long. RefSeq lists its product as uncharacterized. Lineage: Eukaryota; Fungi; Ascomycota; Leotiomycetes; Helotiales; Helotiaceae. The transcript has a single exon. Bases 1 to 387 code for a protein of 128 amino acids. The record is from RefSeq and is a predicted model, not a curated record.
AUGGAUCCACGUGCAAUGCGCGUACUAUGGCGCGAGCUGCCUGCUGCAUGGGAAAUCCAGCGCACAAUAACAGCCACCGACCGUGUGCUUUUCUCCUCUAGAGCCCAAUUUCAGAAAAUCCAUGAUAUCAGUACAGUUAAUGAAUAUGUAAAAGAGGAGGAAGAAAGAUGGCUAUUCAACAAAGAAAAGUUUGCAUGGGCUAUCAAGCGAGGCGGACGAAGAUUUGUUGAACCAGAUGAAAAUCCUACAGCUGUCAGGUCAGUGGUUGGGUUUUGGUUAUUUCCUGCGGAAGCUUUGGGGGCUAUGGCUGGAGAUUUGUCUCGCACGAAGAAAACAUUUAACUUGUCGGGAUAUUGGCCGGAGUUAGCAUUAUCAUGUCUCGAUUAA